UUUCUCAAUAUGAUCGACAAUAUGUCAACGGUCGUUCAUCAAAAUUAUUUUCGUUGUGAUAAUGAUGUUGAUGAUAUUCAUCAUCAUCAUCGUCUUCAUCAUCAUAAUCGAGCUAAAACAACGACCGCAUUCGGAACAUCGACAUCGAUGCCCAUCAUUAACAUAAAACCAUCACAAUCAAAUCCUUAUCAUAAUCAUAAUGAACAAUUAUCAACCGUCAUAUCAUCAACAUCCUCAUUAAUAUUGCCAUCAACGCCUACCAAUGGCCCUCCUAUUUCAUCAAAAAUACCAAUAGCAAAGACUAAAUUAUCAUCAACAUUGCCACAAUUAUCAUUAUCAUCAACAUCAACAAAUACAUUGAAUUUUAUAAUGAAUACAUUUCAAUGUAAUAUCAAUCAAGAACAGGCAUGGGCGUUAAUCUAUCAAUCAACCAAAACAUUGAAUGAAUUGUUGAUUCAAUUCGAACGAAAUGAAACAAAAAUAAAUGGUGGUGAACUUUUGUUACGAAAGUUGACUUCAUUCUCACAAAUUAUAUUCGAUCAUAAUGGAAAUGUAUGCGAAUCAACAUGGACAAUUUCGAUUGAUAAUAAUGGGAAAAAAUUUAUGCCCACAACUAAUAAUAAUUCGGAAAAUGAUGAAAACGAUAAUGAUAUACUGUUAUUUACUAGAAACGAUGAUAAACGUUUGAUGAAUGAAUCAAUUAAUGGCUUGAUUGCUUCAUUAGCAACAAUUAUCUAUUCGGCAUUAGAAUGGAAUUGGAAAAAUUUCCAGCUGUCAUCCGAUCAAAAGAAAAAUAAUGAUAAUAAUGAUGAUGAUGAUGAAGAAGAAGAAGAAUUAGACCUUGAAGAAAGUCUUGAACUAUUAAUGCUUUCGAUGAUCCGUGGAUCUGAACAUAAAGAUCUUGUUGACGAAGGUUAUAUUGAUGCUAUGGAAGAAAGUUGUCUCAAUUGGGUUCUAGUCAAAUGUGAACAACAUUUUCAAACAUUGAUACAAUCUUCCGAAAAAAAUGCAACAAUAGAAAUGUUAUCGACCAAGAAUCAAUUAGGUGUUGAUUAUUAUUAUCAAACUAUUUGUAAGAUGAUGAUGGAUGAGGCUAUUAAAUUAAGUAAAUUAGUCAAUCAAUUUUAUGAUCAAACAAUACCAAAUCGACAAUUGAACAAAUUAUUUGAUUCAUCUAAUCUAUCAACAUCUUCGUAUCAGCAAUUGGAUACAGAAAGUCUUAAAAUUUGGGCACAAACCUGGAUAAAAGUUAUGUCUGAACUUCGAUUUGGUGUCCGUCUUCGACCAGUUCCUCUAAAUGAUGAUCAUAUUCACAAUGAUAAAUCAAAACUAGUGGAACAAAAAUCUUCCAUCAAAAAUAACGAAUUGUUAAAACAUAUCGAAAAUAUUCGUGAAAAUCUACGAAAAGCAGCUUAUCAUAAUAAUGAUGAAUACGGACCAUCAUCGUUACAAUCAUUACCAGUAAUGUUUACACAAGAAUCAAUUGCUGAAAAAUUGAAAAAUUUAAAACCUCCUUCCGAAAGACGUAAUCUACCGAAAUCAUCAAAAUUUUUUCAAAAUAAUGAACCAUGUCUUCAUGAUCGUUUAAUGUCGGCUAUUCAAAAUUUUGAUCAAAGUCGAUUACGUUCGACUCAAACUCAAGUGAAACCUGAUAUACGUAAACUUUAUCUUUUGGAACGUGAACAACGACGAUUAUGGCAGCGACAAAAACAUUGCAAAUCUCUUUGGAAUAUAUAUGGUGUUAAUGAUAAUAAAAAUCCAGAGGAAACAUUUAAAAAGACGCCAACCAUUAAACGAAAAAUGUUUUCACCGGAUCCUCGUAAACCAUUAUCUAGGACAACAAAUUAUUCAUGUCAAACAGCACCCAGAUCUCUUAUCAAUUCUAUUCGUCCUGCAUUAUCGCUUAGUCAUUUGAUCAUGAAUGAUUCGACAAUGGCCUAUCAUAAAUCAAAUAUGAAUAUUCAAAAUCAAUAUCAACAGCAACAAUCACAAGAAAAGAACAAAAAGAAACGAUUAUCAUUAAAAGAAAACAAUAUUCAUCAUCAGAUUUUAAUACGAACAUCGACACCGAAAUCUCGUGACAACAAUGAUAUGAAUAAUAGUUCACCAAAUUUUGAAAUAAUUAAUGAUUCGAAUUUUAUUCAUUCGAAUGACGUAAUACAAUCGCCUGUGUUAUGCAAUAGCUAUGAAAGUUUACUAGUCAAUAAUACUAAUUCCAUUUGGAACAAUGAAAAUGAUGAUACUUUUUGCAAAAGUAUUUGUCAUCAUAAUCCUCGUAAAAAUCGAUCUUCAUUGCAUAUAAAACAAUCGGAACAAUUAUUAUACAUCGAUGAUGAUGAUCAACAACAACAAUUGAAUCAUAAUCCAUUAUUUCGUAGAAGUUUCAUACGAAAACCAUUGACUGCUAAUUAUGCAAUGUCCAAAACAUUUCAUCAACAAAAUGAACAACCACGAAGGUCACGUUGUAGUUCAUUUUCUGUGUUACCAAAACCAACGGAUAAACUAAAGAAUUUUGAUUAUUCUGAUCCAACAACGCCAACCUCAACAACAGAUUUCCUUGGAUUUCGUUCAUUCAUGAGAAAAUCACCAUUUCGUUCAUCAUUAAGUCUUGUCUGGUCGAAAAUAUUCGGAUCACCGAAAGAAAAUUCACAACCGGAAGAAUUAUCUUCCGAUAAAUUAAAACAAGAUUAAUUGAUUUAUUGCAACAAUUAACAUUACAUAUCUUUAAUUUGAUAAUUUGAUUUUUGUCUUGUACAGAAAAAAAAUAAUAUUUGUCGAUUAA
This is a messenger RNA of Dermatophagoides pteronyssinus (European house dust mite), 2782 nucleotides long. RefSeq lists its product as uncharacterized. Gene Ontology annotation, cellular component: cell cortex; cytoplasmic vesicle membrane. The record is from RefSeq and is a predicted model, not a curated record. Gene Ontology annotation, molecular function: actin binding; microtubule binding. Gene Ontology annotation, biological process: cleavage furrow formation; actin nucleation; actin filament network formation. Lineage: Eukaryota; Metazoa; Arthropoda; Arachnida; Sarcoptiformes; Pyroglyphidae.